CUGCCUGUUCUGCUGUUUCUUGCUGCACCCUGUUUCUUGCGCACUUGGAGCUCUUUACUCCGACUGGGGAGUCCCCGUUCGCCAGCCUGCCUCGCCGCCGGACAGUCCAAUAUCCGUUGACCUCUGACCUUAUCGCCUCGGUUAACGCCUCAUCGUCAAUGAUUUGCCAUUUUUUUAAAAGCCCAUUGGCCUUUUAUUGGGCCCGAAAAGUCUAGCGAUCAUGGCCCAUACCUGGUCCAGUUAACACUGCACUACUAGUCCGGCGGGCCCAACCAUGACUGGGCUUCCAUCCCGAUCUGCCCGCCGUGAUUUCCUUCCAGGUGUUAGCCAACGCAGGCCGCAUGGCCGUCUCUGCCGCGACAUGUGUCACCGGCCGCCACCCUGUCUGAACGCCGCUAUUUCACCCAACAAAUUCGUCUCAGGCGAGCAAUCCAAGCAGAGUCCUAGUCACGGGAUGUUUGUAUAGUACUCCCGCUAGAUUACAGCUUCGACAUGCUCCUAUAUCUCCAGUUGCAAUGUUUCAGGCCGAGAAGCGUAGAAUGCGAGUAUGAGAACAGACAUUAGCAGCUGCUGUUUCUUAAGCCCACCUUCGGCUUCCUCUCAUGUUCUGUGAUUGUCUCCAUGUUUGCUGAACUCGAAUCCUACUGCAAUUCAUGCGAGCAAUCAUCUGACCGAUCAAUCUGUGCCCAACAUGCAGAAGCUCGUCCCGAACACCGCCGCAGCGGCGGCAAGUGGUGCUCCAAUGGGCGAAUGCAGCACGGAGUACAGGGGCCUCCCCGGCGGCAAUGCCGAGGCCAACGGCGCGGCGUCGGUGCCGGCGUCGCUCCGCAAGGUCUCCAUCGUCCCGCUGGUCUUCCUCAUCUUCUACGAGGUCUCAGGCGGGCCGUUCGGCAUCGAGGACAGCGUGGGCGCGGCGGGGCCGCUCCUCGCCAUCGCCGGCUUCCUCGUCCUCCCCGUCAUCUGGAGCAUCCCGGAGGCGCUGAUCACGGCGGAGCUCGGCACCAUGUUCCCGGAGAACGGCGGGUACGUCGUGUGGGUCGCCUCGGCGCUCGGGCCCUUCUGGGGGUUCCAGCAGGGGUGGACGAAGUGGCUGAGCGGCGUCAUCGACAACGCGCUGUACCCGGUCCUCUUCCUCGACUACCUCAAGUCCGCCGUGCCCGCGCUGGGCGGCGGCCCGCCGAGGGCGUUCGCGGUCCUGGGUCUCACGGCGGUGCUCACGCUGCUCAACUACCGCGGGCUCACCGUCGUCGGCUGGGUCGCCAUCUGCCUCGGGGUGUUCUCCGUCCUGCCGUUCUUCGUGUUGGGCCUCAUCUCGCUCCCCAAGCUCCGGCCGGCGAGGUGGCUGGUGGUGGACCUCCACAACGUGGACUGGAACCUGUACCUGAACACGCUGUUCUGGAACCUCAACUACUGGGACUCGAUCAGCACGCUAUCCGGCGAGGUGGACAACCCCGGCAAGACGCUGCCCAAGGCGCUGUUCUACGCGGUCAUCUUCGUGGUCGUGGGCUACCUGUACCCGCUCCUCGCCGGCACCGGCGCGGUGCCGCUGGACCGGUCGCAGUGGAGCGACGGCUACUUCUCGGACCUCGCCAAGCUCCUCGGCGGCGCGUGGCUGAUGUGGUGGGUGCAGGCGGCGGCGGCGAUGUCGAACAUGGGCAUGUUCGUGGCCGAGAUGAGCAGCGACUCGUACCAGCUGCUGGGCAUGGCGGAGCGGGGCAUGCUGCCGGCCUUCUUCGCGCGGCGGUCGCGGCACCAGACGCCGCUGGUGGGCAUCCUCUUCUCGGCGUCGGGCGUGCUGCUGCUCUCCUCCAUGAGCUUCCAGGAGAUCGUGGCCGCCGAGAACUUCCUCUAUUGCUUCGGCAUGCUGCUGGAGUUCAUCGCCUUCGUGCUGCUGCGCGUGCGGCGGCCCGACGCGCCCCGGCCGUACCGCAUCCCGCUCGGGACCGCCGGGUGCGUGGCGAUGCUGGUGCCGCCCACGGCGCUGAUCGUGGUGGUGCUCGCGCUGUCCACGCUCAAGGUGGCGCUGGUGAGCCUCGGCGCCGCGGCCGUCGGGCUCGUGCUGCAGCCGCUGCUGAGGUUCGUGGAGAAGAAGGGGUGGCUCAGGUUCGCCGUGGACUCGGACCUCCCGGACAUCGGCGUGGGGCCCGCACCCGCCGCCGCGGUGGACGAGCCGCUCGCGCCGUAGCCCGUGAGGUGGAUGGGCUGUGUAAAACCGAUAUACACUGUGCUUCGUUUCACAGCACGGGGAAGAGAUUUUUGUUGUAAAACCGAUAGAGCCAUAGAGGGGAGCCAGCGCGGUGGGCUCAGAUCUCAAACGAUAGCCCAGCCCAUGGAGGUCCGCGUCCCUCAAAAAAAAAAAUCACAUUGCAGCGCCACCCCUAAAAAAAUCACAUUACAGCGCAAAAUUAUGGCCUUUUGUUUCCGCUUAUAAGCGAAUUUUUUAUGAAAAAAAACUAAAAAUUUA
Molecule: messenger RNA, 2464 nt
Organism: Panicum virgatum (switchgrass)
Lineage: Eukaryota; Viridiplantae; Streptophyta; Magnoliopsida; Poales; Poaceae
Product: polyamine transporter PUT1
Exons: 2
Coding region: 692-2185 (497 amino acids)
Biological process (GO): transmembrane transport
Cellular component (GO): membrane
Molecular function (GO): transmembrane transporter activity
Source: RefSeq, a predicted model, not a curated record